Messenger RNA from Marasmius oreades (fairy-ring Marasmius), 543 nucleotides. RefSeq lists its product as uncharacterized. NCBI's taxonomy places the organism in Eukaryota, Fungi, Basidiomycota, Agaricomycetes, Agaricales, Marasmiaceae. The record is from RefSeq and is a predicted model, not a curated record. The coding region runs from base 1 to 543 and encodes 180 amino acids. The transcript is spliced from 2 exons.
AUGCCCAUCCUACCAUCUUCCACUACAACGACCCCGUUCUUGGACAUGUUCUACUCGCUCGAGUACGCUCCCGGGCCCGGCUAUCAAUUCUUCGCUGCCCUCUUCAACAAUUGUGUUGACAAUUACAAGCUUGCGGAUUGGGACUACGGUUACAAAAGGAAUGAGAGCGACCCUAACGAUAAGUCACCCAUCCUUUACCUUGACAAACCUUCGCCUCCGCCGGAACUAUUCGGCAUCGAGCUUCGUCAAUGUGUCGAGGGCGAAAUUCUUUUACCCGGCCAUGUUUCUAUCCCUCGCAUCGAGUAUGAACAGCUCUCUCGUCUCGCUAGCCAGGAUGCCCUUUGUGCCAACAAAUUUAGGACCAAGGCUGUUAGGGAUCGUGCCGAAAGGAAGGCUUACAAGGAGGCCACCCAGUUCGGUACGGGAGGUUUCGGAUACAUUGACCCCAUCACAAAAGCAAAAAGGGAGAAAGCUAAAGGUCGUGAAGAGCUUCUCCAUGGUACUGGUCAAUCCUCCUCCUCCUCCAUUGUUGUCGAUGAAUAG